GGACCAAACUCAUGACCCCCGAGAGGCGCCGAGCUAUCUGGGCCAUUUAUGUUUGGUGCCGGAGAACCGACGAGCUAGUGGAUGGUCCGAACGCGUCCCACAUCACCCCGAGGGCUCUAGACAGAUGGGAGGAGCGCCUGGAUGAGCUCUUCCAAGGUCGACCGUACGACAUGCUGGAUGCUGCUCUCUCAGACACCAUCCAGACAUUCCCUAUGAGCAUUCAGCCCUACAGGGACAUGGUCGAUGGCAUGCGGAUGGACCUGAGGAAGUCCCGUUACCGCACGUUCGACGAGCUCUACGUGUACUGCUACAAUGUGGCCGGCACUGUCGGCCUUAUGAGUGUUCCUGUCAUGGGAAUCGACCCCAAGUCUAAAGCGCCUGUAGAAGAUGUGUACAAGGCUGCUCUGGACCUUGGCAUUGCCAAUCAGCUCACAAACAUCUUGAGAGAUGUUGGAGAAGAGUAA
This is a messenger RNA of Closterium sp. Naga37s-1, 464 nucleotides long. NCBI's taxonomy places the organism in Eukaryota, Viridiplantae, Streptophyta, Zygnematophyceae, Desmidiales, Closteriaceae. The record is from the annotation of a GenBank genome assembly.